Messenger RNA from Tribolium castaneum (red flour beetle), 3047 nucleotides. It is a transcript of the gene sona, whose product is annotated as sol narae. Gene Ontology annotation, molecular function: metalloendopeptidase activity. NCBI's taxonomy places the organism in Eukaryota, Metazoa, Arthropoda, Insecta, Coleoptera, Tenebrionidae. The record is from RefSeq and is a predicted model, not a curated record. The transcript has 16 exons. Bases 344 to 2572 code for a protein of 742 amino acids. Gene Ontology annotation, biological process: proteolysis.
GGUACUACAGUACGACUCGCGACAUUCUUAAAGCACUCAACAGCAUGUAGAAUAGGGGCAAAGGCGGCGAAUUUUUUCUACACAAAUUGGACAGUCGAGUCAAAAUCGCGCCACAUUUCACUCGAGUCUCUGGUUUAUCAAGCGUUAAUUGUUGCAAGAAGUUCGAAUGCGAAACUUUCUAAUUCGAAUUUCGCUCUUUGCUGAUUAUUCCUGAUUUGUGUAGGAAAGUUCGGAAUCCCAGUGACAAUGACGGAAGAAAAGGUGCUUCGACUUUAGUGUAGUACUGUGAUCUGUGAUACCUGUGGCUGUUUUGGGAUUUAAUUUAAGAACACCCCAGGACAGGAUGAACUGCCAAUUCGUACUCUUGUUCGCCUCACUGAUGAGCAUAUGUGCCACUUAUGACAUUCAUAAGUUUAUGACGGCGGACGAAAUCAAGAGCACGUUUCACGUAGAUAGACAUGACUUAGUACCAGAAUACGAAGUGGUUCACAUCCACCAUAACGUUAGACGGAGCAUCUCGCGGGACAUUCCAUCAGACACCGAGAAUUCGAUAGAUACGGACGAGAAGCCGAAAUACGAAGAUAGGAAAACCGAACUGAAACUGAAAGUCUUCGGCAAACACUUGAACCUAACUCUAAUCCCGAACCGUGGACUUUACAAGAAGAAUAAAUUGAAGAUAUGGACGGUGGAACCGAACGCCACAGCCCAACAUGGGGUCGAAUAUGUUGAACUGCCCGAGACUGACGAAGAUAUCGGCGAUAUCUACCAAGACGAGGAAAACCAAGCUGCCAUUUUGCUGAGGAACCACAACGAUACCGUGAUUGUGGAGGGUAGCAUCGGGGCCGAUUUGGUCAUACGGCCCAUCCCUCCGCGGCUGCUGGACGCGAAAGACAAGCCCACGCACGACGAUGACGAAAUGUUCCUGGACGCGGACGGCGAGCUCAGCUCGGAAGUUGCAAUCGACACGGGGCUGCCUAUCAAGAGAAAAAAGCAAAAGAUCCAAGGGCAUCGACACAUAGUGUACAAAAGGAACGGAAAUCAUGAAGAUACAAUGAGCGAUUACGCCUUGAUGGAGCCCGACCAUUUGGCCAAAAGACACAAAAGGAGCACCUCGCGCAAGAAAAGGGAGGCCCCAUACACCAUCUACCCCGAAAUUUUAGUCAUAGUAGACUACGACGGGUAUAGGCUGCAUGGGGGCGACAAUUUACAAAUCAAACGGUAUUUCGUCUCGUUCUGGAACGGCGUAGACAUGAGAUACAAACUCCUCAAAGGACCAAAAAUUAGGAUAUCAAUAGCGGGGAUUAUAAUAAGUAGGGGGCGGGAUGCAACUCCGUAUCUGGAACGCAACCGGGUGGGGAGGGACGCCAUCGACUCGGCGGCGGCUUUGACGGACAUGGGGAAGUACCUCUUCAGGGAACGGCGGCUCCCGGUGUACGACAUCGCCGUCGCGAUUACAAAACUAGACAUGUGCAGAAGGUCGUACCCCAACGAUGUCUGCAAUCGCGGCACGGCAGGGUUUGCGUACGUCGGAGGUGCAUGCGUGGUCAACAAAAGACUAGAAAAGGUCAAUUCUGUUGCCAUCAUUGAAGACACAGGUGGCUUCAGCGGAAUUAUAGUCGCGGCUCACGAAGUGGGACAUUUACUAGGAGCAGUACAUGACGGAAGCCCUCCACCGUCGUACCUCGGGGGCCCAGGGGCCGAAAAAUGCCAAUGGACGGACGGGUACAUCAUGUCCGAUUUGAGACACACGGAGCGGGGCUUCCGGUGGUCCCCUUGCAGUGUCUCCAGUUUCCACCAUUUCCUCAAUGGUGACACUGCCACCUGUCUCUACAACGUGCCCCACGAAGACGACAGUUUGCCAAGAGUCCUCCCAGGGAAACUCCUCACUCUCGACGCCCAAUGUCGUAGAGACAGGGGAACAAGUGCAUGUUUUAAAGACGACCGGGUCUGCGCCCAACUCUUCUGUUUCGACGCCAGUAGCGGCUAUUGCGUGGCCUACCGGCCCGCGGCUGAAGGUUCACCUUGUGGUGACGGCCAAUAUUGUUUGAAUGGUCGAUGCGUGGCUGAGCACGAGAACAUAAUCCCCGAUUAUACGCAGAACACACCGUCUUACAUCCGAAGCGGAAACAACCAGGGUCGGCCUUUGUUUCACGAGGACGACGAAGAAGUUAAUCAAAGACCCGAAACACCGAAAUAUUACGAUUACACGACACCCCCCUACAACCCGAACCCACCCUCAUACAACCCCUACACCACUCCGAGACAGUUUUAUCAGUUUUCUACCACCAAGUCUCCUUACGAUUUUAACGAUUUCGCUAGGCAGUACACUAGUAAAAAUCCCUACCAAACCACUGAAUCUUAUUACAGUCAAACAACCCCUAAUCCGUAUGUCGGUAAUUAUUAUCAGUUGAGGCUACAGACCACUAAGAAUCCGUACGAUUUCGCUAAUUUUGGAAGAAACAAUUACGACAUUAAUAACAAUUACUUGAAGCGGUCGUACAAUACCGCUAAUUAUUACAGCGAUAGUAGCAAUGUAAGAAAUAAAAGUGCCGUGUUUAAUAGGGGAAGAUAAGGUUAAGGGAAUAAGCAACACACAAAUACGUAAAUUUAAGGUGUGAUUAGGAAUGAACCAACAAUGGAGAAUUCUGUGCCUUAAACAAGUGACAAACGACUAUUUAAUUUUAUUUUUUGUUUGAAGGACUCAUAAAACCGUAUUGUUAAAUUAAUGGUAGUUUUAGUGUGAACAAAUAGUUUAUUUACUUGUAUUUGUAAUGUAAAUAGUUUGUACGUUUAAAAAUAUACUGCCAAUUCUCAUAGCAUCAAGUAUUGUGAUGAAGUAUUUAUGUAAUUGUACCAUAUUUAUCAAAAUGGCAGAGUGCAAUUUAUUUUUAAGUCAAAAUUUUACAUUUGUUUGUUAUUCAAAAACCAAUAAAACCCAUCAAAAAAUACCAAUUAAAUCGUAGUUAAGUUCCUAAAGUCGCAACAUGAUUGUAAAUGACUUUGUAAAAAUUUGUAUAUUUGCCGCAAUUAAAAAUACCGACCAGCCA